CAUUCUGGAGUUAGACGCACCUAUCAUGACUUCGAGUUUUCAUCUAAAGUAUCUGCGGAAUAUUUCAUUAUCUGAAGAUACCUGAUUGACUUUUGACGUCUUUUUCACAUUUGAUAGGCAUUAAAGAUUACGUAUAAAAUUAAGAAAAAUAAAACCCAAGUUACAUCACGUUAUAUCGACAGAUAUACAUCUUUGGACUAUUCCACAAUCAACAAUUACAAUAAGCGAGUGCUAAGUGCGUCUCACUGAUAUGUAUUUUAUUCCGAAAGAAAUAAAUGCUGACGUCGAAUAUGUAUAGUAUUUCAAGGUUCUCUUCCAAUAUAACCGGUGUUGCGUCAGAUCAAUUCUUCUCGUUAUCAUCCGUACACGCGGAAGCACCGUGUGACGAUAGAUGGCAGAAUGUCGCUGGUAACGUUGCACGUGUUACGUUGCCACGGUUUAGCAGCGAGGUUUAUUAAUCCGUCGCGGCUCGUAGCGACCGGUGGACCGGUAGUGUUCAAGCGAUUCGUUGCGGUUGGAAAACUUCGUCGAAACAUGUCGUACGCAACUGUUGAACGGGGUGCUCUCAACACUACGGACUACAGGAUAUUUUACAAGAAUGAUCUGAAUGUACCGAUUUCACCUAUGCAUGACAUUCCACUGUACGCUGAUGAAGAAAAGAAAAUACUAAAUAUGAUUGUCGAGAUACCUAGAUGGACAAAUGCUAAGAUGGAGAUCUGUCUCAAAGAGACAUUAAAUCCUAUUAAGCAGGAUGUUAAGAAAGGCAAAUUGAGAUUUGUCGCCAAUUGUUUUCCUCAUCAUGGAUACAUAUGGAAUUAUGGUGCUUUGCCACAGACAUGGGAAAACCCUGAAAUUUUAGAUGAAGCAACAGGUUGCAAGGGUGACAAUGAUCCUAUUGAUGUCCUUGAAAUAGGUUACAGGGUUGCAAAACGAGGUGAAAUAUUGAAAGUGAAAGUUCUUGGAACGGUGGCACUUAUUGAUGAAGGUGAAACUGACUGGAAAAUUAUUGUAAUCGACGUCAACGAUCCCUUAGCAGAUAAAAUGAAUGAUGUAAACGAUAUUGAGAAACAUUUUCCAGGUUUAUUGAAAGCCACGCUUGAAUGGUUUAAGAUAUAUAAAAUUCCCGAUGGAAAGCCGGAAAAUCAUUUUGCAUUUAAUGGUGAAGCCAAAUCUCGAGAUUUCGCAAUGCACGUUGUCGAGGAAGUGCAUAAACACUGGCAAAAUUUGAUGAAACAGGAGGAUCCAGCUGGUGGAAUAAUAUGUUGUAACGUAACCGUGGAAGAUAGUUCUUUCAAGAUUUCCGCAGAAACUGCUGAAGAAAUUCUAGAGAAAGCACCUGAACCGGUAGAACCUCAACCUGUAGAACCAAUAGUGGAUAAAUGGCAUUACGUACAUCUCAAAUGAAGAUAAUUCUUGGAUUUCUUCAAUCGUUCAACUGUAUUGGAGUCGGCACAUGUCUACUUUAUUUGUUCACCUGGAGUGCUAUCUUAUUUAUCAUUUUCAUGUUUUCUCACCGGGUACAUCAUUUUUUCAAUAUAUUUAAAUAAAUAUAGAUAAUGGUAACGUAUAUACGGCGUUAUGAUAAGUCUACCGUUUAUUAGCUUUACGUUUCAUCAGCUUUGUACCUUCAAUAUUUUUCGAUGUAGGUUUUAGGUAAAAUGCAUCACAAAACCUAGCUUUCUUUACAUACGUCGCGUGCAUAGAUCUCAUGCAUAUUACAAUAUUGUAUAUUCAUAGCAGCACGUUUUGGUUAUAAUCUCGUUAUGUGGGUUGUGAUAAGUUAAAGUUAAGCUGAAGGUUUAGACAACGCAAUUCCUCUGAUAAUAGAAAGUAAUUUCUUCAGUAUUUAUUCCGGUAUAGAAAUAACAAUAAAUAAACUGAUCCGAGCAUGAACGCGUAUAUUGUUCCCAUGAAUUAUCCCUAUUUAAAAUAUCGUUACACUCAUAUUAAUAUUUAUAUAUAAGAUAUGAGAGUCAUGCGAUUGUAAAUAAUGAUCUCAUCGUAGUUGCAGCUACAUGUUUGGCUAUCACAUUCCAUGAGAAAGGAUCUCGAAGAAAGCAUUUGUUUUUUCGUUUCAAGAUGUGUUUAACAGUACGAACUGCACGAGCCAGUUUUUUCGCGUGACAUCCACUUUAAACCUGCAAAGUGGAGCGACUGUUCGGUGCGAUAAAUUCUGUCGGGUAAAUGAGAGAAUAAAACAACUUCCGAUAGUACGAAAAACAAAUUAUCGUUUCUACUAAAGAGAUAAUCGACUUUGUUCCGGCACAAAACAAGUGCCAAUUUUUCAGUACUUUUGGGAUCAAAAGAGCGUAACUCGAUAGAAUUUAAUUUAUCGAAUUGUUUGAUUGCAAGUUUUGUAAGCAUGCUGUUUUAAUAAAUUUUAAGAGUUGU
Messenger RNA from Ooceraea biroi (clonal raider ant), 2391 nucleotides. RefSeq names its product Inorganic pyrophosphatase Nurf-38 (gene Nurf-38). NCBI's taxonomy places the organism in Eukaryota, Metazoa, Arthropoda, Insecta, Hymenoptera, Formicidae. Gene Ontology annotation, cellular component: cytoplasm. The record is from RefSeq and is a predicted model, not a curated record. Gene Ontology annotation, biological process: phosphate-containing compound metabolic process. Gene Ontology annotation, molecular function: magnesium ion binding; inorganic diphosphate phosphatase activity.